AUGUCAGCUUUGAAAUCUCUAGAUGACAGGGUCUCGUCCGCGGUCCACUCCACCGCCGAAAAUGCCUCUGAGAAGGCCGCCGAGAUUGUCGUCAAAGCCGUUGAAAAUGGUGACCUCCGCACAAUCGACAAGCCAAUUGAGAUCUGCGUUUGUGGUCGUACCAUCAUCGACUUUCCAGCUCGCGUAAACCUGGUCACUGAAAUCGCCGAAGCCAAGGCCCGCGAAGUUGAGCUUACCCGCGAGCUCAUCGACGCUCUCCAAGAACGCAUCUGGGCCAUGCAAGCGCUCGACAAGGCCCACGACAGAAUCAAGAAGAUCGUCGAGGACACUGGCGGAGCUCAGUCUCCUUUCUACGACGAGUACUGGGGCACACCAGAGCGCCCAGUCUCAAUUUACGAUAGGCCUCGUCGGAAGACUUUGAGGAGGACCUCCGCCACCAUCCCGGAUAGGUCUAUCACAAGGGGAAUGGAUGAAUUGUGA
Messenger RNA from Morchella sextelata, 480 nucleotides. RefSeq lists its product as uncharacterized. The record is from RefSeq and is a predicted model, not a curated record. Bases 1 to 480 code for a protein of 159 amino acids. NCBI's taxonomy places the organism in Eukaryota, Fungi, Ascomycota, Pezizomycetes, Pezizales, Morchellaceae. The transcript has 2 exons.